AUUACCAACCAGGCAUCUCCUUGGCACUAUUUUGUGUUUCUCCUCUCCUCAACGCUCGACAGUCGACACUGAUGGCGAUGGAUAUCCUGCGUUCACCUGUCUCCGCCGUCCGAUUAUUUAACGGUGGCGCAACUCGUAGUCGUCGCUUCAACGUAAGGGCGACCCUGCCAUUUCCGCAGCAAAACGCAAAGCAUUACAAAGAGCUUCAAGCCGCUAUUGACGUUGUUCAGAGGGCUUGCCGUCUCUGUCUUAAUGUCAAAUCAUCCUUGUUCUCAACUGAUGGAAAGGUUCUUGAGAAAAAUGACCAGACUCCUGUUACUGUGGCAGAUUUUGGAGUUCAAGCACUCAUAAGUUUCGAGUUAAAUAAGCUGUUCCCUUCUAUACCUUUGGUGGCUGAAGAGGACUCUGCUUUCUUGCGAACAAGAAACUUGGCAGGUACUGUGCUUGAUGCAGUAACUGAUACAGCUAGCUCCACUUGUAAACCAUUGACACAAGAUGAUGUACUCGAAGCAAUUGAUAGAGGGGGCAAGGAUGCUUUCGUAUUUGGAUCAAAGCCGGCCACAUAUUGGGUGCUUGACCCAAUUGAUGGCACACGUGGUUUUCUAAAGGCUGGCAAAGCCUUAUAUGUGGUUGGUUUGGCUCUUGUGGUUGAAGGAGAGAUUGUAAUUGGUGUUAUGGGCUGCCCUAACUGGGAGGAAGAUUUAUCUGAGAAAUCCUCUGUUGAGAUUGAGGAGGGUUGGGAUUCUCUUGGUGGAUCAGGAACUGUAAUGAUUGCUCAUAAAGGCUGUGGAACAUGGAUGAAAAGUUUGAAUAGCCAACUCAAAUCAUCUGGUGUAUGGACCAGAUGUUUUGUUGAUGGAUCUGACAUAAUACAUAAAGCACGCUUCUGUAUUCCAGAUAGUCAAACAUGGGAAUCACUGCCCCUGACUUCUUUAUUUAAUGCCACAAGCAAUGCUGACAAUGUAGGGAGCAACCAAAUUCUUCUUUUGGGGGCAUGUUGUGGAAGUUUAUGCAAGUAUUUGAUGGUGGCCUCUGGUAGAGCAUCUAUUUUCAUUCUCCGAGCAAAAGAGAAGACUAUUAUAAAGGCAUGGGACCAUGCUGUUGGCAUUAUAUGUGUUCAUGAAGCUGGUGGGAAGGUAACAGACUGGAAAGGCAGCGACAUAGAUCUUGCAGCGGAUCAUGUUGGCCGGCGGAUUAUAUUUCCCUCUGGCGGUGUCCUUGUUGCCAACGGCAAUUUACAUAAUAAGAUUUUGCAGAUUAUCAAUCAGACUUCAAGAGUUUGAUGUUCGGGGAAUUGCUCAUUCAUCCUCAUUAUUUUGUGAAAUGAUUUGUACCUUUUGAUUAAUUUUGUUUAACCUUUGUCACAUGUAUUCUUAAAUUUUCAUUUAUAUGAAAUAUAAUUGAUAUCCGCCAUUUUGUAGCAACAUCAAA
This is a messenger RNA of Glycine soja, 1431 nucleotides long. RefSeq names its product putative PAP-specific phosphatase, mitochondrial. Gene Ontology annotation, molecular function: 3'(2'),5'-bisphosphate nucleotidase activity. Gene Ontology annotation, biological process: sulfate assimilation. The transcript is spliced from 9 exons. The record is from RefSeq and is a predicted model, not a curated record. Lineage: Eukaryota; Viridiplantae; Streptophyta; Magnoliopsida; Fabales; Fabaceae. The coding region runs from base 72 to 1283 and encodes 403 amino acids.